Messenger RNA from Nomia melanderi (Alkali bee), 2735 nucleotides. The record is from RefSeq and is a predicted model, not a curated record. NCBI's taxonomy places the organism in Eukaryota, Metazoa, Arthropoda, Insecta, Hymenoptera, Halictidae.
UAAUGAUAAGGUUCAUAGUGUAGAAAACGAAACUACAGAACCAACACAAGAGGUUAGCUCAGACAGUGAAACCGUUAGGGAAGGUAAGAAUGUUGAUACAAUUUUAUCUUCAGAAGCAGAAAUUCAACAGACUUCUAAAGAAUAUGUAACAGAGAAAUGUAAAGAAUCCUCAGAUGUUCAUAUGGAGUCAGAAGAUUUUGAAUCUAUUAAUAAGGAGGAGGAUGAAGCAAAUAAUGUGAUUAAAAAUAUUCAAUCUUCCACUGCUACAGAUUUUUCAGUUGGAUCUACUGAAAUUCUGGAAGAAGAUGUGACUCAGGAUACGUCUAUGUUGGAUAAUUCUUCAGCUUCUGAAGAAAAAUGUAUGAUCAAUCCUAAGUCAUGUAAAGAAAAGAUUAAUGAAAGUGGAAUUCAAGAAACAUAUAAAAAGGGUGGAGAAAAAAUGAAAGAUGAUAAUUCUGGUUCUAACAUAGAUACAAAUUUAUCUGAAGAUAUUUUAGCUGAUAAAUGGAAGGUGAACAAUUCCGAUAAAAAUUCUAUGCACACGGUAUCAGUAGAAAAAUUGGAAGACGAAAGUGAGAACGAAUAUGAUAUUGUUUUAGUUGAUAAGGAAGCGUGGCAGGCUACAGAAGAUAUGAGCAAAGAAGAAGAAACAAAGAAAUCAUUCAAUUACGGUUUAAAUGACAUUGUAGUAAAAGCACAGAAAGAUACGCAGGAAGUACAAAAAAUGGAAAUAGAUGUAUCAGAGGGACAGUGUAAGAUGAACGAAAUUAAAUCUCCAAGGGCAACAAUUUUACGACAGUCUACACAACGAGAAACAAUUAAUGAUAACGAAAAUGUAACGACUAAUUCAGAAAAUGCAGAGAAUGUGUGUAUGCAAAAAUCGUCAGCAGAAGAAGCACAAAAAAUGGAAAUAGAUGUAUCAGAGGGACAGUGUAAGAUGAACGAAAUUAAAUCUUCAAGGGCAAUAAUUUUACGAGAGUCUACACAACGAGAAACAAUUAAUGAUAACGAAAAUGUAACGACUAAUUCAGAAAAUGCAGAGAAUGUGUGUAUGCAAAAAUCGUCAGCAGAAGAAGCACAAAAAAUGGAAAUAGAUGUAUCAGAGGGACAGUGUAAGGUGAACGAAAUUAAAUCUUCAAGGGCAAUAAUUUUACGAGAGUCUACACAACGAGAAACAAUUAAUGAUAACGAAAAUGUAACGACUAAUUCAGAAAAUGCAGAGAAUGUGUGUGUGCAAAAAUCGUCAGCAGAAGAAAGUCCUGAAGAAUCUACUCUGCACAAUGAUACAUCAAUGGAAAAGAAAAUAGAAAACAAAGAUUUAAUAACAAUGAGUGAGGAAGAUCAAAAUAAAUUAUUUACUGAUUUAUCUACAGAUAAGAAUAAAUCACCUGACAAUAUUUUAAAGAAACGAAUGUCUCUUUGUAAGUCUGUCGAAAUGAUAAAUAAUGAAAUUGAAGAAUCCAGUGAAUCUAAAACUUCGGAAAAAACGAAAUCAAUUAAUAAAUCGCAUGAUACACCAUUAUGUGAUUCUUCAAGUAACUCUAGUAAGUCGGAUAAAAGUAUAGAUUCUGAUAUUGAAAGGGAAUAUAAUUUGCAUGGCGAAGAACCAUCCAAGUUCUUGGAUGACGACGUGCCAGGUGAUGAGUGCAGAGCAUCAGAAACUGAAUCAUCGGAUCCUAAUGAUAAUGGAUCGGAUCUUGCAGAUUUUGUAGUGAAUGAUGAUGAUAUUUCUGAGGAGGAAGAAGAUCAGAAAAUUGAGAGUGACCAAGAAUUGUAUAAUAAUGAAAAUAGUGAAGUUCAAGAAAGUGAACUGAUUGAAGAACACGAGAAAGAGCAAAUUCAAAAAGAAAUUGAGGAGGAAGUAAUGAAAAAAGAACAACAGAAUAAAAUUCUAGAAAGAAAGAUUGAAACAGUAAUAAAUAAAUCCACGGAUACUACGAAUCGAAAAACAGGUAUAUCAAAGAAAUCCAUAAAUAUAAAUUUACCUGAAAUGUUCGAAAGAGAUAACAAAAAUGAGAAGAUAUCGAAAAUCGAAGGAGAUAAUAAAAGAAGAAGAAAUAAUAGUAUAAAGAAUAAUGGUGAUGACAGGGUAAACACAAAAAGAAUAAAGUAUGAGAAAGAAUAUAGGAAUCAAGCAAUGGGAUCUAAUACGACAGAAGUAUCGAGGAAGGGCGUGAAACGUAUUUCUGAGGAUAUUUCUGGAAAUUUGAGGGUGUCGAAGAAAAGAAAACAAUCGCAGUUUGAGAAACAAGAAUUUCCAUCGCGUUCAAUGAGUAAUUUAAUGAUUAAGAAGAAUAAAAUAAGUGUAGAACACGUUAAUUCAGUAAGUUUCUAUGGAAGCACAACAAAUUUUUCUGUAGAAAAUCUUCGUAAGGUGUCGAAAAGUAGGAAAACCUGAUACUUGCAGUAAUUCAGACAAACAAUGCUUUAAAGAAAUGCACGUCAAAGUGUUUCACUUUAUUUAAUGUAUUUAGAGAAUAUAAAUUUCUUAAUAAAUUAUAUUAAAUACUUACUUUAUAUACGUUUCAUUAUUGAUUGUUUAAUAGUUAUAAGGCAACUUGGGUAAUUCACUAAUGAAAAACCAUCAAACCAGCAUAAAGUUUAAAAAAGGAUGUGAUUGUUUGAGUUCUUUAGAUUCCCUUGAUAGAUUUCAUUGUGAUAAUUGCUGUUAUUUUUAUAUUUUAUUACAAAUAAUUGAAUUGUAAACUAAUUCUAUAAAUAUAAAGCACUGAUAA